This is a messenger RNA of Coffea eugenioides, 1806 nucleotides long. Its product is annotated as AT-hook motif nuclear-localized protein 10-like. The transcript has 5 exons. Lineage: Eukaryota; Viridiplantae; Streptophyta; Magnoliopsida; Gentianales; Rubiaceae. The record is from RefSeq and is a predicted model, not a curated record. Gene Ontology annotation, molecular function: minor groove of adenine-thymine-rich DNA binding. The coding region runs from base 321 to 1511 and encodes 396 amino acids.
GUUUCACCAUCUUUCGGCUCCGCUUUUUCUUCCUCCCAACUCCCAAGUCCCAUCUUUCUUUAUUUCUUUUACUAUUUCAUUUUCUCUCUUUUUUUUUUUUCCUCUUCUUGACUCCCUCCUUCUCAGUCACUACUGAGUAGGGGUUUCUUACUUUCUUGGAACUUAGAUUCCUCCAUUAGUUCAUCAUUGAUUCAUUUUCCCCCUCUUUAGAUUUGAUUCUUCUUCGAUCCCCAUUAAUCCCAGAACCAAAAACCAAAAACCGAAAAAAAAAACCCAAAAAAAGAAAAAUUUGAAAUAAAAAAUCCAAAGCCCACAAAAAAAUGGAUUCCCAAGAUUCCUCCGCAGCACCGUCCCACCACCCCCAAUCUUUCCACCACCUCCAACAACACCACCAUCACCACCAUCAACCGCCACCUCCUUCCUCCAUUUUAGUAUCCCAGCACCAACCCAACUCCUACCCUCUUCAAUCCAACCCCACCGCUAAUAGUAACAGUAUUAUGCAGCAACAGCAGCAGAACCCCCCGCGAUUCCCGUUUAACUCGUCGAUGGUGAGUUCGUCCGGGCCCGGGCCCGGACCGAAGCCGUUUUCAGACUAUGUAGAUGGUGGUGGGCAGUCGUCGCCGACCACUGGCGGUGGUACUGGGCCUGGGGGUGGGUUUAACAUUGAACCUGCUAAGAAGAAGAGAGGUAGGCCGAGGAAGUAUUCGCCUGAUGGGGCUGGUAGUAGCAUUGCUCUGGGGCUUUCGCCCACCCCUGUUACUCCGAUUUCCUCCGCCUCUAUCGUGGGCCUCGCGGAUUCUGGUGGCGGCGGCGGUGGCGGGACCCUUUCAUCUGAGACUCCGGCUAAGAAGCACCGUGGCCGUCCCCCUGGCUCUGGAAAGAGACAGCUUGAUGCUUUAGGAGCUGCAGGAGUUGGGUUUACGCCGCAUGUUAUUACAGUGAAAGCUGGCGAGGAUAUAGCAUCGAAGAUCAUGGCUUUUUCACAGCAAGGGCCACGUACUGUUUGUAUCCUAUCUGCAAAUGGUGCCAUCUGCAAUGUGACCCUUAGACAACCAGCAAUGUCUGGUGGCACUGUGACAUAUGAGGGUCGAUUUGAGAUUAUCUCAUUAUCAGGUUCCUUCUUGCUAUCUGAAAAUAAUGGUAGCCGCAGUAGAACUGGAGGUUUGAGCGUGUCCUUGGCAGGGUCAGACGGCAGAGUCUUGGGUGGUGGAGUUGCAGGAAUGCUUAUGGCUGCUACACCUGUACAGGUGGUUGUUGGUAGCUUCAUUGCAGAUGGGAAAAAGCCAAAAGGCUCAACUGUUGCACCAGCCCCAGGCAUGUUGAGUUUUGGUAAUCCAGUUAUAGGAGCCAGUCCUCCCUCCCAGGGUGCAUCCAGUGAUUCAUCAGACGACAAUGGUAGUCCGCUUAAUCGUAGCUCAGGGCCUUACAAUAAUGCCCAAACAAUCCAAAACAUUCCAAUGUACACAAACAUGGGCUGGCCAAACUCCACUGUCAAGAUGCAUCCAAAUUGACAUCAUGUUUCUUGGGCUCUUGACUUGUUUAGUUGAUGCGCCAAGGUUAGAGAUUGACUAAAAUGCUAACAGGCAGAUUAUAGGGCUUUUGUUUCCUUUUCCUAGACUUCUCCUCUUCCCCAACCUUUCAUAGUCUUUCAUUUUUUUGUUCUGUCCAUGUUUAGUUUGCUCCUGUCAGAGAUCUGGAUAUGGCUGGCCAGCCGAGGCAUAAUUUAUUUGCCACCCCUGUUCUCAGAAUGUGUUGGUUUUCUGCCAUGAUAUUUAAUUUCUGUUAACCUAACUGGCUUAUUUGUAA